Molecule: messenger RNA, 1129 nt
Organism: [Candida] anglica
Lineage: Eukaryota; Fungi; Ascomycota; Pichiomycetes; Serinales; Debaryomycetaceae
Source: the annotation of a GenBank genome assembly
GAGUACUACAAAUUAUAACGAAUAUGCUUAGACAUUCAUUAGGAUCUCUUUCCAGGUCCUUUGUUGCUAGACCUUUGGUAGCUAGAUCCAUGGCUCCUUUGGUUUCCCCCAUUCUUUACCGUUCUUUCCAUGUCUCUCGUAUGAGAUGGAAUGAAUCUCCAAAGACUCCAAAGAAAGAUUCAGAAGAAUCUUCCACCGGAUCCACUACACCAUCUACUUCCUCAAGUACACCUCCCCCAACAAAGAGACAACUUAGUAGAGUUGCCAUAGGUUCCAGUAGCCCUGCUAAACAAUAUGCCAAACGUAACUCUAUUGAAUUUGCAUCAUGGAAGGCAAUUGUUUUAUUUGUUGCUCUUGGUAGUGCCUUGACCUACUGGUUCACUAGAGAAAAGGAAAGAUUAAGACUUCAAAAAGAAGUUGAAUCCAAGAGAUCAUACGGUAAACCAUUGAUUGGUGGUCCAUUCAAUUUGAUCGAUACUAACAAUGAACAAUUCACUCACAAGAACUUGAUCAAUGACAACAAAAAGUUUUCCAUCAUUUACUUUGGUUUCACCCAUUGUCCUGACAUCUGUCCGGAUGAACUUGACAAACUUGGAGAAAUGUUGGACGAAUUGAAAGAAGAUAACAUUGAAUUGCAAUCCAUUUUCAUCACUUGUGACCCAGCUAGAGACUCUCCAGAAGUCAUUAAGGAAUAUUUGACUGACUUCCAUCCUUCCAUCAUUGGUUUGACCGGUACUUACGAAAACGUCAAGAAGGCUUGUAAGCAGUACAGGGUCUAUUUCUCCACUCCUGCAGAUGUCAAGCCAGGUCAAGACUACUUGGUUGACCAUUCUAUCUUCUUCUACUUGAUGGACGCCGAGGGCAACUUUGUAGAUGUCAUUGGUAAGGAAACUACUGCUCCUGAAGGUGCUGAAAAAAUUAGAAAGCAUAUCGAUGCCUUCGUUCCUGCUGAAGAAAGAGAAAGAAGAAAGAAUUCAUGGCUCGGAUUCCUUUACCAAUAAGGAGGAGAAAAGUUGUGAUAUUUUCUGAACUAGAUCUUAUCUUUCAAAUCACUUUAGUAAGAAAUCACUUGUACAUAGAAAGACUUACAUAUUAUGGAAAAAGCCAAUAUACAUACAUACAUAUAUAC